AUGGUCUAUAAAAAAGCAGCUGAGAUCUUUGACAUCUCCAGGUCAUUGUUCAGGUACCCAUGGCUGGAAUAUCCAAGAAGGACUAAAGAACUCAGAAAAGCCACAGCUCCUGUUCAUCUGUUGUUGUCCUGCUACCAGAUGCCAGAGGAAGAGUUUACCCUAAGCCCAGAGUGCUGGAGGCAGCACCCGAGCAAGCCAAACUCUGAACCUUACUGCUACUUGGAGAAGCCUGAGGUCUACUCACACUGGCAGACCCUGUACAAUCAGCAACAGGAAUGGGAGGCCCAGAAGAUGCUGCGGAAAAUGAGAGAUCCCCCUAGAUACCUCAAAGAGGGUAUGCCCAACCAAACGCUCUAUCUCUCCAUGAGCAAGCUGGCUAGAAAAGCUCAAAUGGGAUCCAAGCCCUUAGACCCUGCUGGGAAUCUGAAGUGGUAAAGAUUAAAGGAACUCACAAAAAGCCUGAAGUCUCCAGUAGAGGAUGAGCAGUUGUAUGCAGCACAGGCUCUGGGGUGCCUUGGCAUUGGUGACAAGUUUAUCAUGAAGGCACUACAGCAAGUGGCCCAAACUGGUCCAGAGAAAGUAAAGUACAAGGCCUAUCGAGCCCUGGCCAUCCUAGGUUGCCUAAAUAAGCAUGUGAUCCGGGCUCUCAUCAAGCAGCUGAAGGGGCAAAGGAUGGAUACUCUGACGGGGCUACGAAUGGCUCUGAACUCCUGGGCUGCUGUCCCUGAAGACAAGAGGAGUCUGGUUGGAGAUGAAGGGCAAUUGAUGCCUGUGCUACAGAUGCUGAUGAAGUCAUCAAAUGAAGCGGCCAUGGAAGCAGCCCUGUGCUUGGGUUUCCUGAGGCCCAGCAGCAGCGCAGCCAGAGAGUUCUUGCUGCAGUGCCUGUGCCAAGGGCCCAAGACCCAGCGGAUGAAGGCACUUCAGAUGCUGGUCAAGACAAUGCAUGUGCACUCAGCUGCUGUCAUCAGGGCCGUCCUAGACCAGCUGUGCUGUUCCAGUGUCCCUGAGUACCACUUUGAAGCCACCCAGAUGCUCAAGACCAUUGGGUUAGAACAGAUCCAGGCACAGGGGCUGGAGGGAUUCACAUUUGAUCUGCUCAGGAGGAAGGCAUACAAUGAAACCUUCCUGGCUAUGAGGCAGGCUGUGGCUGAAACCGUGGAGGAGCUCAAGAUGAAGCCAACAAUGAUCAACUUGGUGGAGGUGCAACUGAUGAACUCAAAUGCCACUGCACGCCAGGAAGCAGUCAUCUCCUUGGGUAUUGCAGAAAUUAGGGAUCCACAAGUGCUCCACUUGCUCUUGGACAUGCUAGACACAGAAAACAGCCAAUCUGUGAAGAAGAGCCUACAAGAAACAUUAAUUCUUUUGGCUUCAAUUGAUCCCUGGAUCCAAAACAAGCUGAAGAACAAGGUUUUUUGUGCAUAUGAGGCACCUAAGGUCAGCGAGAAGGCAGAGCCGACAAGGUUCCGGAAAGAGCCCGAGAACCCAGAUGAGUUAAAUAUCCAAGACUUUUGACUUGCACAGCUGAAGCCAUUUGUCAUGAAGUACAGCACCCCAUCAGACCAACAGGAAAGGCUGCGUGUCCAGAAUGGGUCUGCCUUCCCCUUCACCUCUGCCUGCCCACCUUGCUUCUCUCAGCCAUUAAAAGACAAGGCACCGGCCACAGGACCCUGGGCACCAAGGAUCCGGAAACAGCUCCAGAUCCUUGCCAAAACCUCCAAAUAA
Messenger RNA from Manis pentadactyla (Chinese pangolin), 1722 nucleotides. It is a transcript of the gene HEATR9, whose product is annotated as HEAT repeat containing 9. The record is from RefSeq and is a predicted model, not a curated record. NCBI's taxonomy places the organism in Eukaryota, Metazoa, Chordata, Mammalia, Pholidota, Manidae.